Molecule: messenger RNA, 2257 nt
Organism: Symbiodinium necroappetens
Lineage: Eukaryota; Dinophyceae; Suessiales; Symbiodiniaceae
Source: the annotation of a GenBank genome assembly
AACACCAGAGGACGAGAACCCGCAGAACACCAAGGACGAGAACCCGCAGAACACCAAAGACGAGAACCCGCAGAACACCAAGGACGAGAACCUGCAGAACAUCAAGGGUCUGGAGCAAGAGGAGCUUGAGGCGUAUGCCGCGAACAAUGCCGCAGAGCAGCUCCAAGGUCUUGACCGAAGGGACCCAGUGCCACGAUCACAGCCAGAAGGCCCACCGAGCGCAGAGGAGGUGGCAGCCCACAACUUGACACACGUGCCGUUUCAGCGCUGGUGCGAGAGCUGUGUGGCAACAAGGAGCCGAGCCGACGCCCACCACACCGGAGCCAACCGUGAGACUAAGGUGCCGGUGGUGCAAAUCGACUUCUACUUUACCUCCCUCGACGACCACGCCAGGCCAGCCGGACAAGGUGAGCAGGACACGUGCUGCUUGAUUGGGGUCGACCUCGAGACCAAGAUGGUGCUCUCCGUGCCGGGCCCCAACAAAGGAGCAGUUAUUUUGCACAGGGCGGCUGAGGAGGUCACCCGUUUCACUAUUUCCCUCCAUGGCGACGAGGCUGUGAUUUUGCAGUCCGACGGGGAGCCCGCCAUCAAGGCUGUCGCCCGAGCCGUAGCCGCAGCCAGGAACAAGCUUGGAAAGAAAACCGUGCAGCGAACUACGCCCGUGGCGGCCCACCAGAGCAAUGGAGGAGCAGAGCGUGCAGUGCAAACCGUGAGGCGUUUGGGGACGUGCCUUUUCCACGCCCUGGAACUCAAAGCCGGGACUUUCCCGGCGGACACGCCUUUGAAGCUUUGGGCCCAGGUCCACGGGGCCUUCCUCUACAACCGGUUCCACGUGCUGCCUGGAGUCCUGCAGACCCCCUACGAGUUGGCUUAUGGCGGCCGGAAGUUCACCAAGGCCCUUUGCCAUAAGGGCGAGCCCAGGUGGAUUAAAGGCCUAUGGGUUGGUAUGAGCACCACCUCCGGGGCCAACCACCUGAUGACUACCUACGGCCACAUCCAGAGCGAGAGCGUCCGCCGGGCCACCGAGGAGCAGCAGCUGACAGCGAACCAGGUGGAGGACAUGUGUAUCACGGGCUGGCCCUGGAACCGAGACCAUGUGGAGCAGCCCCGACGGCGCAAGAAGGAGCCGCGCCGAGCCGAAGCAGCCCCGACACUUGAAGCAGGAGUUCAGCUACCUCUUGGUGCUCCGCCGGGGCACCCUCUUCUUCCCGAGGAAGAUAACGAGGCCCAAGCAGUUGAGGCAGCAGCCAAAGGACGUGGCGCUUUUGAGAAGCCCGUCGCGGAGUGCAAGACCAAGCCCGUCGAGAGCCAGGAGCCCAUCGAGGCCGAGGAGAUGAGCGGAGGAGGCGGCGCGGAUGCCACAACCGAGCCCGCCGAGGUGGUACACCAACCGGGCCCCGAUGAGGCCAUGGAUGCCGAUGAGGAGUUUGCAGUUCGUAUGGUGGAGACCGUGGACGCUGCCUGGCACGAGGCCUGGGAGAACACCGCCUAUGGUGAGGCCGAGGACUUUGACGGCGAACAGCCACCCGACCUCAGCCCCGAGGACCUUGCCGAGCUGGACGACCAAGCGGAGAUUGAGGAGCUCACCUGCCUGGAGGGCAUGAACGAGCAAGCCGAGCACCUCAGCACGGUCUUUGUGAAGACGUGGAAGAAGGGACCCGACGGGUGGUUCAGAAGGGCCAGGCUGGUGGCGAGGCAGUACCGCUGGGCCUCGGAUAUGCUCGAGGAGGACACCUUCAGCCCAGCGAGUGUGAGUACCCUGGCGCGUUUGGUGCCACUUCUGGCCCAGAAGUGGGGCACCCCAAUCUACAUUAUGGACGUCAAGGACGCCUACCUUUGUGUUCCCCAGCCGGAGGACGAGCCCGUGGUUGUGACGGCCCCGCGGUCCUACGUGAAUAAGUUCGGUGCCAGCAAGACCUGGAAGCUUGGGCGAGUGCUGCCGGGACAACGGCGAGGCGCCCAAGAGUGGUGUCACCAGCUGGCCGGUGACCUCAACAACGCCAACCUGGAAUCCAUGCCAGAGGUGCCGACCCUCUACAGAGCCAGUGGCAGUGGCGAGCGCUACGUGGCACAAGUGCACGUGGAUGAUAUUAUGGCCACCGGGGACGCUGAGCCCCAUGGCCGAGUGGAGAAGGACCUCACCAACCGGUACACCGUGAAGAUUGCCGGCCCCUACCAGCAGCCCGGGGACGAGUUCGAGUUUCUUAAGCGACGGUACCAGAUCCAGAGCGAUGGUUCCAUCACUGUUCGCGCCCCG